CGGGCGAUUGCACCAUCGGUGAGGAGGAUUCGCAACUCAGGUGAAAUAAUAAAAAGUCCAACUUCUCCAUAACAAUACCCAUCGCUUAGAAAAAUUUCGCUCUCUAACACAACCUCUUGAUUCAGCAAGGUACUUUAACGGCUAUAAAAAAACUGCUGUUUUUCGUGAAUCCUUCUGACAAGUACGGUGUAUUAUAUAUUGCAGAAUCGCUUGAUUAUUGGCAUAUUCGUAUGGUAUAAGAUUUUUGCAGGUCGCGAAUUCCGUGCUAUUUCAUUUGGCUCUCGAAACGGAUUUUGACAUCUAAUUUCAUUUGAUUCGAGUAAUUUCCUUUUAGAUCUCUGUUGUCACUAAAAAAAAAUUUAUUGGAAAGGAUUGUCGUUUCGUUUGGGUUCGUUCCUUCCAUUCAAUUCUCAUAAAAACUUUCUAUCUGGUGACGAAUCCUUCUCGGUCAAAUUGUCAGUAAAAGAUUCAUUCUAUGAACGCUAAAAGUGUUUAAUUUUUAGUAUCCUUUGCUUUUGUCUUCCUACCGUCUUUCCAUCCGAGAGUUAGGUUGCUAGCAUCGUUAUAAAACUUUGUUAAAUUACCCAUUUGACAAGCAUACAAAAGUUUUCAAGACUUAGAAAACGUUCUUACAGAUUCCUCUUUAUUCCUUUUUCUUUUUUUAACGUUUCACUUUCGUUUUCCCUGCAUCCUUGUUCUUUUUCACUUUUUCGUUUAUAUUUUUUUACCCUACAUUCUUACCAUUCAUCUGAAGAUUUGUUUUUUCUCUUAUUAACGUUUCCAAAACAAUUUUUGACACGUUCCAAAUUAUUUAAUUCUACUCCCCCCCUUCUUACCACCAAAACAAAAUCAGGUCACCUUUCAUUUUAAUAUAUAAUUAUGAAGUUACUUUCACGUCUUCGUCAGUAUUUUACUGAGCCCGUGGAUAUCCCACAAAGCCAUAUACCCAACCCAGAUACUAAUGCUCAACCUUUACACGCAGGAAUUGCUUAUCCUCCUGAAACCGCUCGUCCCGACGAAGAAGAGCCUUCUCCAUCCAGCAAAAAGGGCCCCACUGUUCGUGUGGUUCGUCAUACUGUAUUAAACCAACCAAAUGAGAACGCUUACUCUUACUCCUCCAACGAUAGAAAUAUCGAGCUCACGUACGGCGAAUAUGAAGAACAACUUCCCACCGUGGUCGACUGGCUUCGCACACACGUUACCGAUAAUCUUGGAAGUCGUUCGCUUAACUAUGUGAAAUCCCUUUUUCCCAUUAUUCAAUGGCUUCCCAAUUACAACUUUCAUUGGCUAAUUUUUGAUGUAAUUGCUGGUGUAACAGUAGGCUGCAUUGUUGUGCCCCAAGGUAUGUCCUAUGCUAAGGUUGCCGGUCUUCCUGCUGAGUAUGGCCUUUAUUCUUCGUUUGUCGGUGUUGCCAUUUAUUGCUUCUUUGCCACUUCCAAAGAUGUUUCAAUUGGUCCCGUCGCUGUCAUGAGUUUGGUCACUUCCGAAGUUAUUAAAAAUGUCUCUGCCAAGGAUCCCACAUAUUCAGCUCCUCAAAUCGGUAGUUGUCUAGCUCUUUUGGCAGGUGCAGUCACCUGCGGUAUCGGUUUGUUGCGUCUUGGUUUUAUUAUUGAAUUUAUUCCCAUUCCUGCUGUCGCUGGUUUCACAACUGGCUCUGCACUUAAUAUUAUUUCAGGACAAGUCCCCUCAUUAAUGGGUUAUAAAAAACUUGUCAGUACUCAUGGUGCAACAUACCGAAUUAUCAUUGGUACCCUAAAGAACCUACCUCAUACUAAGGUAGAUGCUGCUUUCGGACUUGUCAGUUUGUUCAUUCUGUAUGUAAUUCGUUAUUCAUGCCAGUUUUUAACUCGUCGUUACCCAAGAGGUCAGCGAGUUUUCUUCUUGGUUAAUGUUUUACGUAGUGCUGUUAUUAUUAUCAUAGGUACUGCUAUUUCUUACGGCGUGUGCAAAGGUCGCCGAGAAAAUCCCCCCAUUAAUAUUUUACUUUCCGUUCCCAGAGGUUUUCAACAUGUUGGUGUUCCAAAAAUAAGCAAAAAGCUUUGUGCCGAUAUGGCUUCCGAAUUACCAGUGUCGGUAAUUGUCUUACUAUUGGAGCAUAUUUCGAUUGCAAAGUCUUUUGGCCGUGUUAAUGAUUACAAGGUUAUCCCCGACCAAGAACUAAUUGCAAUGGGUGUUACCAACUUAAUUGGUGUAUUUUUCAAUGCAUAUCCAGCAACUGGUUCCUUUUCUCGUUCUGCAAUCAAAGCUAAAUCUGGUGUGCGCACUCCAUUAGCUGGAAUCUUUACCGCAGCAGUCGUCAUUCUAGCUUUGUAUUGUCUUACCGGAGCAUUUUACUAUAUUCCAAAUGCUGUCCUAUCAGCUGUAAUUAUUCAUUCUGUCUUUGAUCUUAUUCUUCCUUGGCGCCAAUUGGUUCUCUUUUGGCGUAUGCAGCCUCUCGAGGCUCUAAUCUUUUUAGCUUCUGUUCUUGUGUCUGUUUUCUCGUCUAUUGAAAAUGGUAUUUAUACAGCUGUUUGCUUAUCUGCUGCUUUAUUGCUGUUUCGAAUUGCCAAGCCUUCAGGCUCUUUCUUGGGAACCCUUAAAAUAGCGAAUAAGAGUCUUGUAGGUGACGAUGUUGGUGUUAUCCGUGAUAUCUAUGUACCCCUCGAUCAAAAAGGAGUCAAUCCUAAUUUAGUUAUCCGAGAUCCUCCUUUGGGAGUUUUAAUAUUUCGCUUACAGGAAAGCUUUACUUACCCAAAUGCUCAACACGUCAAUUCAAUGCUCACCACGAAAGCAAAAGAUGUCACUAGGCGAGGAAAGAACGUUCAAGUCAAGAAAAAACAGGAUAGAGCUUGGAAUGAUCCCCCACCAAAAAAGCAAAAGAAAGGUGUUAAAAUUGAAGAUAAGCGACCUCUUCUUCGAGCUAUCAUUCUUGACUUUAGUGCCGUAAACCACAUUGAUACAACUGGUGUCCAAUCUCUUGUAGAUACUCGCAAAGAAUUAGAAAACUAUGCUGAUGAUGAAGUUGAGUUUCACUUUACCGAUAUCAAUAAUGGUUGGAUUAAGCGGACUUUGAUUGCCGCUGGUUUUGGAAAGCCUCGAGACGCUACCAAGUACACGAGCCGGUCAAUUGAAGUCGGUAGUGCUGCACCAUUGCGCGACAUCGAAAACCCCAUGGUCACUGAUUCUUCCCAAUUAUACAUGCCAAGUACAGUGAGAAUGAAUAGACCGCGCCGUGAACUCGAUGAAGAGGAAGCAAUUGAAAAUAACACACCAGCUAAGGAGUUUGAUGAAGGAGAAGAUUCGGAUUCCGUUUCUAAUCCUGAUGACAAAAAGGAUGGCGGUAGCCAAUUCCGAUCCGCUUUCUCGCAUAGGGAGUACUGUCCUGUCAUUUCAACGAAAAACCCAUUCUUCCACGUGGACGUUACUAGUGCGAUAGUUGAUAUUUCUCACAGAAAUGUACUGGACGUAAAUUACAAGCCACAGAUAACUGAAACCGACCCCAAUAAUGUGGAGUCAGUCGCGGUGGAAGAGAACAAGGAUAAACCAGUAACAUGAUUUUUGAAUUAUUACUGAAGUUGGAAAAUUUUGGUGCGUUUAUAUAUCUAUCUUGCUUAAAAAGUUUAUGUUUAAUGAAUUUAAUGA
Messenger RNA from Schizosaccharomyces octosporus yFS286, 3621 nucleotides. RefSeq names its product sulfate transporter. Lineage: Eukaryota; Fungi; Ascomycota; Schizosaccharomycetes; Schizosaccharomycetales; Schizosaccharomycetaceae. The record is from RefSeq and is a predicted model, not a curated record. The transcript has a single exon. Gene Ontology annotation, biological process: transmembrane transport. Gene Ontology annotation, cellular component: membrane. Bases 880 to 3534 code for a protein of 884 amino acids. Gene Ontology annotation, molecular function: secondary active sulfate transmembrane transporter activity.